Messenger RNA from Cinclus cinclus, 2907 nucleotides. It is a transcript of the gene FYN, whose product is annotated as FYN proto-oncogene, Src family tyrosine kinase. Gene Ontology annotation, cellular component: extrinsic component of cytoplasmic side of plasma membrane. Gene Ontology annotation, biological process: innate immune response; cell surface receptor protein tyrosine kinase signaling pathway; cell differentiation. Gene Ontology annotation, molecular function: ATP binding; non-membrane spanning protein tyrosine kinase activity; signaling receptor binding. The record is from RefSeq and is a predicted model, not a curated record. NCBI's taxonomy places the organism in Eukaryota, Metazoa, Chordata, Aves, Passeriformes, Cinclidae. The transcript has 12 exons. Bases 74 to 1678 code for a protein of 534 amino acids.
CCCCUGGUCUCAUAUUCAGUCUCUGCUUCAGAGGAUAGAGUCCUCUCUCUCCCUCUGAUCCUGAUUUUAGAUAAUGGGCUGUGUGCAAUGUAAGGAUAAAGAAGCAACAAAACUGACAGAUGAGAGGGAUGGCAGUUUAACUCAAAGCUCAGGCUACCGCUAUGGGACAGAUCCUACUCCGCAGCACUAUCCUAGCUUUGGUGUGACUUCAAUCCCAAACUACAACAACUUCCAUGCCACAGGAGGCCAAGGGCUGACCGUUUUUGGUGGAGUCAACUCCUCCUCUCAUACAGGGACGCUGCGUACAAGAGGAGGAACAGGUGUAACUCUUUUUGUGGCGCUUUAUGACUAUGAAGCAAGAACAGAAGAUGACUUGAGUUUUCACAAAGGAGAAAAAUUCCAGAUACUUAACAGCUCGGAAGGAGACUGGUGGGAGGCCCGUUCCUUGACAACAGGCGAAACUGGUUACAUUCCCAGUAAUUAUGUGGCUCCAGUCGAUUCCAUCCAAGCAGAGGAGUGGUACUUUGGCAAGCUUGGCCGAAAAGAUGCUGAGAGGCAGCUGCUGUCAUUUGGAAACCCUAGAGGUACCUUCUUGAUCCGGGAGAGCGAAACUACCAAAGGUGCCUAUUCCCUGUCUAUUCGAGACUGGGAUGAUAUGAAAGGAGAUCAUGUCAAACAUUAUAAGAUUCGUAAACUUGACAAUGGUGGAUAUUAUAUCACAACUCGGGCACAAUUUGAAACCCUUCAGCAGCUGGUUCAGCAUUACUCAGAGAAAGCUGACGGUUUGUGUUUUAACUUAACUGUGAUUGCUACGAAUAAUACCCCACAAACUGUUGGAUUGGCUAAAGAUGCAUGGGAAGUUGCACGUGAUUCAUUAUUUCUGGAACAGAAGCUUGGUCAGGGGUGUUUCGCUGAAGUGUGGCGUGGUACAUGGAAUGGAAAUACUAAAGUGGCUAUCAAGACCCUGAAGCCUGGUACCAUGUCUCCAGAAUCCUUCUUAGAGGAAGCCCAAAUCAUGAAGAAGCUAAAACAUGACAAAUUGGUCCAACUUUAUGCUGUGGUAUCUGAAGAGCCUAUCUAUAUUGUCACAGAGUACAUGAGUAAAGGGAGUUUGCUAGAUUUCUUAAAGGAUGGAGAAGGAAGAGCUUUGAAGUUACCGAAUUUGGUGGACAUGGCGGCCCAGGUGGCUGCAGGAAUGGCGUACAUUGAGCGGAUGAAUUACAUACACAGAGAUCUGAGGUCUGCAAACAUCUUGGUGGGCAAUGGCCUAAUAUGCAAGAUUGCUGACUUUGGAUUGGCAAGGCUGAUUGAAGACAAUGAAUAUACAGCCAGACAAGGUGCAAAAUUUCCCAUUAAAUGGACUGCGCCAGAAGCUGCACUGUAUGGAAGGUUCACAAUAAAGUCAGAUGUGUGGUCUUUUGGGAUCCUACUGACGGAGCUGGUAACAAAGGGGAGAGUGCCAUACCCAGGCAUGAAUAACCGUGAAGUCUUGGAGCAAGUAGAACGAGGUUAUCGGAUGCCGUGUCCUCAGGACUGUCCCAUCUCCUUGCAUGAGCUUAUGAUUCACUGCUGGAAAAAAGACCCAGAGGAGCGUCCAACUUUUGAAUAUUUACAGGGUUUUCUUGAAGACUACUUCACUGCAACAGAACCCCAGUACCAGCCUGGUGACAACCUGUAAAUCCCUGAUUUCCAGACACUGUCAUGAAUUACCAGGUGUUUCUUAGCCCUGUCCCACCUGCUCUUCACCUUCCGGCUCUGUGAUCAGCUUCUCCAGAGUGCAACAUCUUCCAGCACUGCAGUGCACAGGAGGGGCUGAAGCUGGGAACUUCCACAGCCCUUGCCUAUGACCACUUGUCCUAAUAAUCUGAAUGUCCUGGAUGAAAAGGAGAAAAACACUUGUUUUUUCUUAAUCAGAGACUCCAAAACUGCAUUGUAUUGAUGUUAUGUAAACUGCAAAACCUCUGUUCAUUGUAAAUAGUAACUCAGUGCCAAUAACUGAUCCUAGUGCUUUCCUUUUUUUAAAAUGCAAAACUUAUGUGAUUUUAACUAGUCUUCUCCUGAUUCAACUAAAAGUAUUAUUUUCCAGAAGUGGCCUCUUUGUCUAAAACAUUUUUUUUUUCAUGUUUUAACAAAUAAAAAAUCAGGACAGGUGUUUGGGUUUUUGCUUUUUUAUAUAUAAAAUAUAUAUAAUAUAUAUACAUACCUGUACAUACAGUAUAUGGGUGCUAUUGCAGAGGAGGCUCAUUUGGAAUUGAAUGAAUCCUGCUGCAACUGUACCCAGAAAGCGAUAAUUUUACUGCAGACAUGAAAACACUGGUAGGAUUCUGAAAGCCAGUGAUCUAAUUUUUGGCUUUUGCCAAGCAUGAUUUUUUUAAAUUGGAUUGCACUUUUUGUUUAUGAUUAUGUACCUGUAGAUGGUUGUAACUUUGCUCUUUCAGGAAUCACGUGCUGUAUUUACAGUAAUGUUUCCAAUGUUUGAGAAGUGUGUGAUGAUUUGUUCUUGAAAUUUAAACCAACAUAUUUAAAGCAAGAAAAUACACCAUCACCGUUCGAACUGGAAAAUUGAAACUGCAAGGACUUCUUGUGUCAAAACACGUAUACUGAAAUGUUUCAAAAAAAAGAUUUAUUAAGCAGUGUAACCACAUUCAGAUGGUCUUAAAAUAAUAGCAUUUUAGCCAUGUCCCCCUGCUAAACUGUUGUUCAUGCAACUAGAAUUUUUCUGUUUUAUGUAUAACAUUUUCCCAUUGUAAAAUAAGUGUGUUAAUUGUCCUGUACUGCUAAUGAAAUUACUUUCUCUGUGUCUGCAAUUUCUCCAGUGGAAUUACUAUGCACUUCUUUACAUUUCAUGGGGGAUGCACAGAACAAAGUAUUACCUUUUCAGUUGUCUGUACCAGCCUUGAAUUACUU